AUGAACCGCAAGGAUGAGGAGAGCAUCACUGGCACCGGCACGGACAAUGAUAGAGCCGAUACCGUGCUAGCGAGUCCGGAAGUUGAUGCCAUCGACCUUGAUCAACUCGGUCGUCAGAGGCCGGCCGUCUUCAAAAAUGCAGUCUACGAGAUUCUGUUCUGCAUCUCCUUGCUAGUCUCCAUGUUUAUGGCUGAAUUCUUCAUCUCAGGCUUCAACAUUAUCCUUCCCAAUGUCUCCAAGGCCCUAGAGAUCCCCAAGGACUCCCAGACCUGGCCUGCCAGUGUCUUCUCCCUCGUCACCGGUUCCUUCCUUCUGCCCUUCGGCCGUCUCGCCGAUAUUCACGGCGCUUACAUCGUCUUCAACGCCGGUAUCGUCUGGUUCUUCAUCUGGACCUUCAUUUCUGGCUUUAGCGUCAACUACCAGAUGCUCAUCGUAGCUCGGGCUUUAGGUGGCUUGGGACCUGCCGCCUUCUUGCCGACGAGUAUCAUGCUGCUCGGCAAGACCUACCGCCCCGGGCCGCGCAAGAACCUCGUAUUUAGUCUGUGGGGUGCGUUUGCGCCCAUCGGCUUUUUCUUGGGUAUUAUCACCGGCGGUGCCACGAGCCAGUAUCUGUCAUGGAGAUGGUAUUUCUGGUUGGGAUCCAUCGUCGCCUUUGCCGUGGCCGUGUGUUCUUUCAUCACUAUCCCGCGCGACGGGGCGCAGACACGCGCCGAAAACGCUCAUAUCAAGAUGGACUACUUGGGCGUCGCGACCACCGUGCCGGGACUGAUCCUGACCACCUUCGCCAUCACCGAUGGCGCCCACGCUCCUCAAGGCUGGAGGACCCCCUACAUUCUAGUCACGUUUGUGCUGGGCCUGUUGCUGCUUGCCGCCGCCGUCUACGUCGAGGGCUGGGUCGCCGAGCAGCCGCUGCUGCCGUUCGACUUGUUCAAGCCAAAGUACAUGGGCCGCAUGUGCAUUGCUUUGUUCUUUGCCUACGGCGUGUUUGGCAUAUUCCUGUUCUAUGCCAGUUUCCACAUCGGCGACUACAUGGGUGCUUCAGCCCUCCAGACCGCCGUCUGGUUUACUCCUAUGGCUGCUGGCGGUAUCAUCCUCGCCACGGUCGGCGGAUUCACCCUGCACCUACUCCCCGGCCGGGCCCUGCUCGUCAUCUCGGCAUGUGGCUUCUUCGCCUGCUGCCUUCUGUUUGCUUUUGCACCCAUUGACGCAAACUACUGGGCCUUCAUCUUCCCUGCCAUGAUUGGCUCCACCAUCGGCAUCGAUAUUACCUUCCUUGUCACCAACGUCUUCAUCACCACGAAUGUGGCCCGCGAGAGGCAGGGCAUCGCUGGCGCCCUGAUCAAUACCGUGCUAUUUGUGGGUAUCAGCUUCUUCCUCGGCCUUGCUGACCUGGCCGUAUCGGAGGACGGAAAGAGGGGCGGCACCGAGGGUCACAAGGUGGCCUUUUGGUUUGCCACAGCCUCUUCCGUAGUGGUCCUUGUAAUCUUCGCCACCAUCAAACUCGGUAAGGCCGAGAGCGACUUGACGGUAGAGGAACGGGCGCGUAUGGAAGGGAGCAGCGAGCCGAAACCUGCGUCGGCGACUGGGAACGAGACCGCUCUAGUAUGA
This is a messenger RNA of Chaetomium fimeti, 1608 nucleotides long. Its product is annotated as major facilitator superfamily domain-containing protein. The coding region runs from base 1 to 1608 and encodes 535 amino acids. The record is from RefSeq and is a predicted model, not a curated record. NCBI's taxonomy places the organism in Eukaryota, Fungi, Ascomycota, Sordariomycetes, Sordariales, Chaetomiaceae. Gene Ontology annotation, cellular component: membrane. Gene Ontology annotation, molecular function: transmembrane transporter activity. Gene Ontology annotation, biological process: transmembrane transport. The transcript is spliced from 3 exons.